AGCUUUUGCAUUGGUAAGUCAAACUGCGGAAAUAUAAACGUAGGAGUGAUUCUUGAUCUCGAUACGCCUCUGGAAAGAUGUGCAAGGCUUGCAUAUCGAUGGCAGUCGAGGACAGAAACUCCAACCGUGAUCACAACACCACCGUGAUGAUCGUGCCUCACUUCAGGGACUCGAGGGGCGAUGUCGUUGCAGCAGCUUCUGCUGCUAUCGAUUUGGUGAAGAACGCGCAUGUAAUGGCGAUACUCGGGCCACAGAAGUCCAUUCAGGCGGACCUCGUGACAGAUAUUGGCGACAGGGAGAGAGUUCCGGUCAUAUCUCCAGCAACGAGGCCGUCUUUUUCUCAGGCUAAAGCAAUGGCAGCACUAGUGAAUGCUUUUGGUUGGAGGGAAGUUGUGCUUGUGCAUGAAAAUUCCAAUUAUGGGAGUGGAUUAUUACCACAUUUGACAGCAAAGCUACAAGAAAACAAUGUUGUUGUCUCAAACUUGAGUUGUAUCCCACCUUAUGCUGACGAUGAUCAAGUUCUUGAUGAGCUGUAUAGCUUGAAGGGGAUGCAGACGAGGGUCUUGAUCGUGCACAUGCCUCCAGAUCUCGCGUCUCGCUUCUUCCAAAUGGCGAAAGAAGUUGGGAUGAUGAGUGAAGGGUAUGCUUGGUUGGUUUCUGAUCCGUUAACAAGUUUUCUGACCUCUGUGGAUUCGGUCAGUAUUGAAGCGAUGCAGGGUGUACUAGGCGUUAAGGCCUACGUUCCACGAUCCGAGGAGUUUAGGCGAUUCAGUAAGAGGUUUCACGAGGAGAAUCCUGACAUGGACAGAACAGAACUCAAUGUUUUCGGAUUGUGGGCUUAUGACAGCAUGAAAGUGUUAUCAGAAGCAAUCGAACGAGUUAAAGGAAAUUCAUCUCUUGCUCGUGUGCUCAGAAACUUCGCCUCGGAAGGGUUGAGUGGCGAUUUUAACAUAACCAACGGUCAGCUGCAGCCGUCUGCGUUUGAGGUAGUGAAUGUGAUUGGAAAAGUGGACAACACUGUUGGAUUUUGGACUGAGAAAUAUGGGAUUUCAAAGGAAGUGGAGUUGGAUGGUGAUGAGCCGGUUUACUCAACGGAAAAGGACAAUCUACGAGGCAUCUUGUGGCCGGGACAAACGAGCAACGUGCCUAAAGGCUGGCAGAUUCCAGCAAGUGGGAAGAAGUUGAGAGUUGGAGUUCCUGUGAGAAAGGGAUUCAAUGAAUACAUCAAGGUUGUAAGGAAUCAAGAAACUAAUGCUGUUGAAGCAACUGGUUUCUGCAUUGAUGUUUUUGAAGAAGUUAUCAGAUCAUUGCCUUAUGCUGUUCCAUUUGAGUAUAUUCCUUUGGAAACCACGGAUGCAUGGAGUGUCGAAUAUUACGACGAACUCGUUUAUCAAAUAUAUCUCGACAGAUACGAUGCUGUUGUGGGAGACGUGACCAUUUUAGCGAACAGAACAAAGUAUGUCGAUUUCACCGUCCCUUACACAGAAUCUGGUAUCGCCACUGUCGUUCCGAUCAAGGGUGACGAGCGGAAGAGCGCUUGGAUAUUCAUGAAACCUCUAACGACCGCCCUAUGGCUGACGAUUGGGGCAUCUUUCAUCUUCAUUGGAUGUGUCGUGUGGGUUCUUGAGCAUCGCGUGAACGAGCAUUUCCAAGGCCCGCCUGGGAAGCAAGUCGGGAUGAUCUUCUGGUUCUCUUUCUCAACACUUGUUUAUGCACACAGGGAGAAAGUGAAGAGCAACCUAACAAGAUUUGUGGUGAUUGUAUGUGUGUUCGUGGUGCUUGUUUUGUCGUCGAGUUACACUGCAAACUUGGCAUCCAUGCUAACGAUACAGCAGCUCAAGUCGACCGAUAUGAUCAAGAAAAGCGAUUAUGUUGGCUUCCAUACUGGCUUCUUGACCAGUGGAUUCUCCAACGGUAUACCAUGAUUGACCCGAAACACCUCAGGACUUCUGGCUUCGCAUUUGCGUUUAUAAAGGGUUCGCCACUAGUCCCCGAUUUUUCAACAGCAAUACUGAAUCUCAAGGAGGAUGGGAAGAUCGAUACGAUCACAAGAUGAUGGCUCGGACCAGAAGGCUGCUCGGGUGAUGGCUUGGAAAGCCUUGAUCUGGAUCGUUUUACGGGCUUAUUUCUCAUUGUAGGCUUAGCAUCAUCAACUAUAUUCUUCUCCAUAUUCCUCUAUCGGAAUCAGCAUAUAUUAGCCUCCUCGGGUUCAAUCAAGAAAAAGCUUUGCGAUCUUGCUAGAGCAUUUAUGGUUAAGGAAAAAGAUGAUUCAUCAAAGCAUUCACAAACUAGUGGAGAAAUGGCUUUAGCAUAAGGCCCAUCAAUGGACAAGGAAGAUUCACAGGUAUUUGUUGAGUUUGUUUUUCUUUCAACUCUGCAGUUGAUGGAUUCAUCAAGAUUUUGUUGCGUUUCUAUGCUUAUCUUGAUGAGCUUUUCAUUGUUUUAGU
Messenger RNA from Salvia splendens (bonfire salvia), 2447 nucleotides. RefSeq names its product glutamate receptor 2.7. Gene Ontology annotation, molecular function: ligand-gated monoatomic ion channel activity. The record is from RefSeq and is a predicted model, not a curated record. The coding region runs from base 78 to 1925 and encodes 615 amino acids. Lineage: Eukaryota; Viridiplantae; Streptophyta; Magnoliopsida; Lamiales; Lamiaceae. Gene Ontology annotation, cellular component: membrane. The transcript is spliced from 5 exons.